Messenger RNA from Rhineura floridana, 5637 nucleotides. It is a transcript of the gene ZBTB35, whose product is annotated as zinc finger protein 131. Lineage: Eukaryota; Metazoa; Chordata; Lepidosauria; Squamata; Rhineuridae. Gene Ontology annotation, biological process: regulation of transcription by RNA polymerase II. Gene Ontology annotation, molecular function: RNA polymerase II cis-regulatory region sequence-specific DNA binding; protein binding; DNA-binding transcription factor activity, RNA polymerase II-specific. The transcript is spliced from 8 exons. Gene Ontology annotation, cellular component: nucleus. Bases 3399 to 5249 code for a protein of 616 amino acids. The record is from RefSeq and is a predicted model, not a curated record.
UGAACUUGCUUAAAGCUGCAUUUCUCUGAACUUUUGCCAAUUAAAAGCACAAGGAAAAACAAGACCCAGUUUCUGCUGACUCUGCAGCUUGGAACCUUUGCCAUACUUCCUGUGAGAACAUGUAAGAGGAAAGCACGAUGAGACAGAAACGAGGAUGGUUGGAGGCAGAAGGAUCAUCUGCUGCGUUUCCAAGCAGCUACAUCGAAAGUUACUCAACAAGGAAAGGAAGCCGCGUCGCUCCAAAAGAAUUCCAAAAUCCACAGUCGUGCAAUACCUUCAUGAGGACCAAUCAAAAUGGUCACAAAACAGUGAGCAAGUUUUUGAGUUCUCCAGAGCUCUUCUUCAUCAGAGUGGAUGUUAAAGUGAGAGAAGCUGACUUGACAAUGACUUAUAUUGUUGUUUUUAAACCUAGCCAUUUCAUUACUUGAAAUUAAUCUCCAGCUUUCAUUUGCUAAUAUAAAAACUGCCAUGCUUCUCUUCGCUUCUGUUCCUCACCUCACAAGGAAAUCUGAGCAUGCUGCUUUUUAAGGCUGGAGACACAACAUGGGGGAUAAGCCUUUUUUUUUUUCUCUUUGCCUCAGCUGUCUGAAGGAGUACUAGGAAACAAGAGUUGUUCUUCAAAACAUAUUAAACAAGCCAGGAUUUUAAAGAGUCUGUUUCUACGACAUUGUACUCUAAGUUGGAUGUCAGACUUAACAACAGUACAAAACAUAUGGGGUUUUAAAGACAUACCUCCCUCGGGUACUACACCUAUUAACACAGUGUGAUAGGCUGUCAAUUGCUAUGGAAUACUGUGGAAUCUAUACUGUGGAGUGAAGACGUUUUGGACUACAGAUCCCAUCAGCCCCAGCUAGCAUAUGUCAUGAGCCCUGUGAAGAACUCCUGGCAGAGUGGGCCGGAGGAGGAGGAAGACUGGGAUCCAGUAAAGGGGCUGAGUGGUCUGCAAAGGAAGGGAGAUGAAACCAGAGAAGACUACAGUAUUCUGGCCACUGUCAGUCCUGCUCCGCAGGCACAGGCUGCUAUGGAUGAGACAGUGGCUGACAUCACCGUGUCUUCUGACCCUGCCUUGUCUCCCGAGUCGCCCCUGGGGGCAGAGAGGCGAGAGAUGCAGGUGAAGGAGGUGGCUAUGGAAGAACUGGUUGAGGUGUCUCCUCCCCCAUUGCCAAGGACAUGCUGCUGUCUUCACAGGUGCAAACAGACUGAGCCCACUCAGCUGCCUGUCUGCAGGAGUGCCUGCUUGCUGGUCCAGUCCCAAUCCGGGAGAUAGUUCCAAUGCAAGUAGCAUGCCCACCCCAAGUCUACUGAAGUGGUCUCAGAAGGCAUGUCAAAUCGUUGUAACAAUGUCUUUGCCUAAGUGGCCAUGCCUACAAAUGCCUUUAGAGAACCAGAGGCCGGUCUAACUUGUAAUCUGAUCUACAUACCACUCUAGAGUUAAAUUUCACAUUAAAAAUAACAGAGAAAAGCAUGUCAGUAAACCUUAGCCUGAUUCCUAUGGGGUAAGCCAGAUCAGCAUAUGUGCUGUCUGGGGCUGAUGGGAAUUGUGGUCCAAAACAUUUGGAGGGCACCAAUUGUUGUAGACCUCUAUAGGUACUGCACUCAACCAAGGGCCCCAUAGUCAUGCUGGGACCUUGAGGCACCCAUUGGCACACCCAUAGCAGAGGCUCCACAGCUGAAAAAGGAUUUAUUUAAUUUAAUAAAAUAAAUAAAUAAAUAAUAAAAAAGGAUCUCUAAACUACAGCAUUUUACUAAACUGAGGAAAAAACCCUUACUGCUUACUGCUCUUAAAUUGUUCUGUGUUCCAUUUGCCAGAUUCUCCAAUAAACAAUCAAAAGUGAACAUUCAUACCAUGAAAGAGGUGUUCAAGGGUGUGCAUCAUUAGCCCAUAUGACUGGUAAUAUGAUGCCUUUGGACUGGCCAGGCUUUCUGCCAUUGUCUGGUCAACAGCAGACACUUCAGGCUAGUCCUUGCUUCAGCUGAUUUAAGGAAAGCUGGUUUGGGAAACAUGCACUUCAGGUCUGGUUCCUGGCUGGCUGGCUGCAAUGCAAAUAUGAUCCUGGCAACUCCAUUACCUGUUAAAUGUUUAAAAGAGGCAAAGAGGAAUGAUCAAAAUACAUUGGAAUUCACAAAAUCAAGUUAUACACUCCUGAGUUGUACUUCCAAAAGAAAUGCAUACCAAAGCACAUUACAAGAGCAGGGCCUGAGCCACAGCAAGUAUUUCAGACACUCAUUUUGCUGACAUUCAUAUUUCAUCAAAACUAAAAACACCAAGUUACAGAGUGUUCCUGUUUCACGUUAAGUUACUUGGUGCCAAGGGGCCUUGGCUUAGAACAGGGAAGUUCAUCCCAUGGUUGAAAACAAAUGAAAAUGGAGAGGAAGAUGAGAGUAGUGCAUGGAUCCAAGUGCAUGCUGAAAAGAGCAAAUACUUUAGGCACGGAGAUACAAAUUAUUUCCCAGCCUGGAGAUAAAUUUGCUCCUGUAAACAGUUUUGCAAUCAUUUGGCACCCUUCCUGGGUUGACAAACUGAUGGAAAGGAAAUGCUUUGGAAGAGCUGACUGAAUACAUUUGGAAGAAAUACAUUUCCCCCCCACCCCCACCGAUGCAUAAUUUUUAUUUGGGAGGCACAUAUGUUAAUGAGUAGUAGUGGAGGAGGUUUUUUCUCCCAGUUUAGUAAAAUGAUAUAUUUAGAGAUCCUUUUUCAGCUAUGCAGAUUCUUUUAUGGGUGCACCUGUAGGUGCCUCAACGUGGAAAUAACAUGAAACAUGAGAAGACCUGCUAGAUCAGAUCAAAGGCCUACCUAGUCUACCGCCUAGAUUCCCAACCAGACGCCUAAAGAAAGCCCCUCCAGGGCGGGGGGUUGGUUUUGCUUUGGUGCUUCUUAUACUGUGUGAUAAGUCCCAUCCAACCUUACAUUUAAUAAGGCGCUGCUAAAACCUUUUAUGUGCUGAAGAUUAAAAAACUUUCUAUGGCCAAGUGCAAAUGCAUUUUGCAUGUAUUAACAUUAUUUAAUGUGCGUUCACGAAAUAAAAUUAGCAAAAGGCUACCAAAUAUUAGGCAGCGUGGUUUUACUAACAGCUUUAGGAAAAAGCUUCCACUUCGCGGGCGAACCCGCAACGCAGACGAAAACAAAACAGAAACACUACAACUACUACUCCCAGAAUGCACCUCGCGGCAUAGAAAAUGUGCCUCCACUCCCAGCAUGCACUUGGCUCCACCAGUUUCCCGAAAGCGCCCUGACAAGAAGGUCAGCGAGCCCGCCAUUUCCGGCGCGCGGUGCAGGACGGGAAUGCGAGUAGCACUAUUGGCCGGCGCCUGCCCCGCUUUUCAGCAAGCAGGAAGCGAUAGCGGCGGUUGAGGAGGCUCGCCGGGGCAGGAGGCUUCUCCGGACAAAUCUAUUAGCCAUGGAAGCUGAAGAGACGAUGGAAUGCAUUCAGGAAUUUCCAGAACAUUACAAAGUAAUUUUGGACAGACUGAAUGAACAGCGGGAGCAGGAUCAAUUCACAGAUAUCACUCUGAUUGUGGACGGUCACCAUUUUAAAGCUCAUAAAGCUGUUCUUGCUGCCUGCAGCCAGUUUUUCUACAAAUUCUUCCAAGACUUCACUCAGGAGCCUCUAGUAGAGAUAGAAGGUGUAAGUAACAUGGCAUUUCGUCACUUAAUUGAGUUCACAUAUACUGCCAAGCUGAUGGUUCAAGGGGAAGAAGAAGCAAAUGAUGUUUGGAAAGCAGCUGAGUAUCUUCAGAUGCUGGAAGCUAUUAAAGCACUCGAAAUCAGGAACAAAGAAAAUUCAUCGCCACUUGAAUCAAAUCAGGCACAAGAUAAAAAUAAAGCCAAAAAGAGGAAGAUAGCUGAGACCUCCAAUGUUAUUACUGAAACGUUGCCCUGUGCAGAAUCUGAGCCUGUUGAAAUUGAGGUGGAGAUUGCAGAAGGGGCUAUUGAUGUGGAAGAAAAUAACAUUGAAGCACUUGAGGAGGUAGCUUCUGCUGAACAGUCUAUAAAGUACAUACAGACUACAGGUACAUCAGAUGAGUCUGCUUUGGCUCUUCUGGCAGAUAUCACCAGCAAAUUCCGCCACGGGGAGCGAAAAAGUGAAAUUCAGGAGGAGUGUGACGACAUAUCUGACCCAACAGGCAAACAGGUGGAAGGCAUAGAGAUCAUGGAACUUCAGCUGUCGCACGUCAACAACCUUUUCCACUGUGAAAAGUGCAACCGAACAUUUAAGUUGUUUUACCACUUUAAGGAACACAUGAAAACACACUCCACGGAAAGUUACAAGUGUGACCUAUGCAACAAAAGGUACCUGCGUGAGAGUGCAUUGAAGCAGCACCUUACCUGUUAUCACCUUGAUGAAGGUGGUGCUAACAAGAAACAAAGACCUGGCAAAAAAAUACACGUUUGCCAGUACUGUGAUAAACAAUUUGACCACUUUGGACAUUUUAAAGAGCAUCUUCGGAAACACACAGGUGAAAAACCAUUUGAGUGUCCAAACUGCCACGAACGUUUUGCUCGGAACAGCACACUCAAAUGUCACUUGACAGCAUGCCAGUCCGGCGCUGGUGCUAAAAAGGGACGGAAGAAACUUUAUGAAUGUCAGGUCUGCAACAGUGUAUUUAACAGCUGGGAUCAAUUCAAGGAUCACUUGGUAAUACACACAGGCGACAAACCCAACCACUGUACUUUAUGUGACGUGUGGUUUAUGCAAGGCACUGAACUGCGGAGACACUUGCAAGAAAUUCACAACAUUUCGGAACGAAUAGUGACCGACGACAUUCUUCCGGUGGACAGUGAUCCAGUGGCAUCCAUGACUAUCAUAGAGCAGGUGGAGCAAGUCCAUGUGUUGCCCGUAAUUCAGGUCCAAGUGGAUCCAGCACAAGUGACUGUAGAGCAGGUGCAUCCUGAUUUGAUACAGAAUAAUCAAGUAAAAAGUGAACAAAUAGCGGAGCUACAAGAGCAGGUAGAGAUAAGCUACUUAGAAGUGGAACACAUUCAGACUGACCAAAGUGCUGAAGUGCAUAUGGAGGAGCUAGAUGUGGAACAUGUAAAUCAGUUACAGAUGGAAGAGGUUCAGGCACAGCUUAUAGAAGAAACUGAUCUAGAACAAGUAGAAUCAGGACAUAUGGAUCAAGGUGAACUGGAAACAAGCACACCUGUUCAAGUGGAUGAGGCAGAGGCACACACGGCAGAUCAUGAAGAAUCUGAUGUUUUAAAAACUCAGCCAAUAGUGGAUAUGCAAGAGGAAAAGGUGGAGACCUAAGAAAUAUUGACUGCUUUACCUGUGAUUUGAAAAAUGUAAUACCAAAUUAUUUUUGUUAAUUUUUGUUUGACUUUUGCACCACCAAUGAAUCUUUUAUUGAUGCUGUUAGGGAAGUGGACAGGUGGACCAAAGUUAAGAUAUUUGAUUAAACUGCCCUUCCUGUACUUUUUCGGGGGAGUGGGAGAGAAAUCCCUUUUCUUAGAAGAAAGAAAGAAACAAAAAACAACAGAACAAAAUCUGUUCUAAAAAUGGACCAGCUUUGUGUGAAGUUUAAUUGUAGAAUUUUGCUAGGUUAUACCAUUAGGUUGUACUGUUGUCAUUGUGAGAGACUUCUGAAGCACGUUCUGUUUUCCUUUCAGAAUGAGUUUUGUGUUAACAUGGCAAGGUU